Molecule: messenger RNA, 5641 nt
Organism: Hylaeus anthracinus
Lineage: Eukaryota; Metazoa; Arthropoda; Insecta; Hymenoptera; Colletidae
Gene: Sf3b1
Product: splicing factor 3B subunit 1
Exons: 17
Coding region: 1574-5059 (1161 amino acids)
Biological process (GO): spliceosomal complex assembly
Cellular component (GO): U12-type spliceosomal complex; U2 snRNP; catalytic step 2 spliceosome
Molecular function (GO): mRNA binding
Source: RefSeq, a predicted model, not a curated record
AGCGAGAAAGACUACGAUCCGUUUGCGGACCGACGACGACCCACCAUAGCGGAUAGGGAAGAUGAAUAUAGACAAAAAAGGCGCAGAAUGAUUAUAUCACCUGAGCGCGUUGAUCCCUUCGCAGAAGGUUGGUAUUUUUUUUCCUUCUAAGUUAAGAGUUAUGAAACCAGAACAGGUAAUUAGAUAUUAAGUGUGUUUCCAUAUUAUUAUUCUUGUUGAUAUUUUGGAGCAAUGUAAUGAAUCACUACAGCCUUUGCUCCCAACUUUUCUUAUGUAAAAAUAAUAAAUUUUACAAUAAUCUUAUAUUGUAAUAUUUAUUUUGAACUGCUCCAAUUGAAAUUCUUAAAUAUGGCUUGUAAUUAUGUAUUGGUUACAUUGUAACAAAAUAUAUGCACAACGAAGCUUAUAUCACUACGUUUUAUAAGAAAAUAAACUCGUAUUAAACGUAUUACAAUAUUGCGCAAAAGAAAAAGUCAACCUGAUUUUAAGAUAACAAAACUCAAAUUUUAUGCAUAGUUUUUUUGCAAAGUGGUGUACAGCACAAUAGGGGUCAAUGUAUGUAUUAAAAAUAAAUUAAGUUGACUUUUUCGUGUCAGAUAAUAACACUCCAUCUGUGAUUAAAACAUGAAAAUUUUAAUAAUUAAAUGAUAUUUUCAUUUAAUUAUUCUUUCCUAUAAUUCACUAUUAUUUUUUCCUCGAUUCAUUUUUGUAAUGUAAAACACCAAGUUUUGUCAAAAAAGCAAGAUUAUAAAUAUACCAAAUUUUGUUUUUUCGAUAACAUCGCGUUUUCUUAAUUUUCUCGAUAAUUCAUGAAUAAACACUUAGCGUCAAGAUUUCUUUAAAAUUAGUUACAGUAUAGUUUAAUUUAUAUAUCAUGCAUUGCAUCUUUGACAUCCUUAAUUGCUUAAAUGUUUUCAUGAAAUCAAAACCUGUACACAUUGACCCAUAUAAAAUUGUAUGUUACUUAAAUAAGCCUAUGUAUAUAUCGAGUAAAGAUAUUAUGUUGAUACUACAGCACAUACAAAAUACUUUUAAUAUUUAAAAAUGUAAAAUUAAAUAAUUUAUGCCAUUGACGCUUCAUUUUCAUAUAAGUGUUUAAGUAAUUCAUACAUUUCUAUAUCGCUGUAAUAUUACUGGCUACAAUAACUGAGGAAAAAAAAUGCAACGAUUUACAUAAUUUUGUUAGCUAAUUUUAACGAGGUGUACGUAAAAUCGUACAAUUUUCAUUUAAUAGACGCGAAAGAAUACUUUCGGAUAACACCUCAGUUGUUAGUAGUUAAUAGAUUUAAGAUUUCUUUGUACUCAGAUUGUGGAAGCAAUGUGAAGUAGAAAAAACUGGCUUGAGUGAAGAGAGUGAAUGGGAUUCUUUCAAAUACAUACUAAUGUAAACAUUUUUUUCCAAUCUUAGUGACGGUCUGCACAUUUGGAAUCAUCUGCUUACCGAGGAUACUAUGUCGAAGAUGGCUAAAGUAUUUUUCGAUGUGGAAGACUUGAGCAGGACAGUGCUCCCUAUGGCAUCAAACUUUCACGUGGUAAGACUCCCGACAUCGGUUCUAGGACAUACACUGAGAUUAUGCGAGAACAAUUACUCAAAGGAGAAGAAACUGAGUUAAGAAAGAAACUAGCCGAAAAAGCCAAAGACGGGACUUUGAAAGCAAACGGUGAGCCCAAGCCUGCGCCUAAGAAAAGAGGUCGUUGGGAUCAAACAGAUGAUGCUCCAACACCAAAAAAAUUGACUGGUUCUAGCGCGACACCGACAUCCUGGGAUAACGCGGAUGUAACCCCAGCUGCGAUCAGAUGGGAUGAGACGCCGGGUCAUGGUAAGGGUGGUGAAACUCCUGGUGCAACGCCGGGCGUAAGUACGAGAAUGUGGGAUGCAACUCCAGGACACGCAACACCUGGCGCGGCAACUCCUGGCAGAGAGACACCAUCUCACGAGAAAACUGUUUCGAGCCGUAGAAAUCGUUGGGAUGAGACGCCGAAAACUGAACGCGAAACACCUGGGCACAGUAGCGGUUGGGCCGAGACUCCAAGAACCGAUCGGGUUGCGGGCGAUUUAAUUCAAGAAACACCUACACCGUCUGCUAGCAAGCGUCGAAGUCGAUGGGACGAAACACCGUCGAACCAGACACCUGGAUCCAUGACACCGCAAACUCCAGCAACUCCUCUGACAACGCCUCAUCAGACUUCUAUUUUAACACCUAGUGGAGUGACGCCAACGGGACCGAAAGCUAUGGGACUAGCUACUCCAACGCCUGGACAUUUGAUGUCGAUGACACCGGAACAGCUUCAAGCAUACCGCUGGGAACGAGAAAUCGAUGAAAGAAAUAGACCACUUUCAGACGAUGAAUUAGACGCUUUGUUCCCACCUGGAUACAAAGUUUUGCAGCAACCUGCGGGGUAUAUCCCGAUUCGUACGCCUGCAAGGAAACUCACUGCUACGCCAACGCCAAUCGCGGGUACACCGCAAGGAUUCUUCAUCCAAACCGAAGAUAAAACGGCGAAAUUUGUAGACAAUCAACCGAAAGGAAAUUUGCCUUUUAUGAAGCCAGAGGACGCACAAUAUUUUGAUAAAUUACUGGUCGACGUUGACGAAGAAACUCUUAGCCCUGAAGAACAAAAGGAAAGAAAAAUCAUGAAAUUGCUUUUGAAAAUUAAAAAUGGUACACCGCCGAUGAGGAAAGCGGCUCUAAGACAAAUUACUGACAAAGCGAGAGAAUUUGGCGCGGGACCAUUAUUCAAUCAGAUACUCCCUCUCCUUAUGUCCCCUACAUUAGAAGAUCAAGAACGUCAUCUUCUUGUAAAAGUCAUAGAUCGUAUUCUUUACAAACUCGACGAUUUGGUCAGGCCUUAUGUACAUAAGAUUUUGGUCGUCAUCGAACCUUUACUGAUCGACGAAGAUUACUAUGCUCGCGUGGAAGGUAGAGAAAUUAUUUCUAACCUAGCGAAAGCAGCUGGUUUGGCGACGAUGAUAUCCACGAUGAGACCGGAUAUCGACAAUAUCGAUGAAUACGUACGUAACACAACGGCAAGAGCGUUCGCCGUGGUCGCGUCAGCGUUGGGAAUUCCUUCUUUACUUCCAUUCCUUAAAGCUGUGUGUCGCAGCAAAAAGUCAUGGCAAGCUCGUCACACUGGCAUUAAAAUUGUACAACAAAUCGCUAUUCUCAUGGGAUGCGCUAUAUUACCGCAUCUGAAGAGUUUAGUUGAAAUUAUAGAACACGGUUUGGUCGACGAGCAACAGAAAGUCCGUACUAUUACCGCUUUAGCUAUCGCUGCCUUGGCUGAAGCAGCAACACCUUACGGUAUCGAAAGUUUUGACUCUGUUCUUAAACCACUUUGGAAAGGUAUUCGUACGCAUAGAGGAAAAGGUCUUGCCGCGUUCUUGAAAGCAAUCGGUUAUUUAAUUCCCCUUAUGGAUGCCGAAUAUGCCAAUUACUAUACUCGCGAAGUGAUGUUAAUCCUUAUACGUGAAUUCCAGUCACCCGACGAAGAAAUGAAAAAGAUUGUGUUAAAAGUCGUGAAACAAUGUUGCGGAACGGAUGGUGUAGAAGCGCAGUACAUCAAAGAUGAAAUUCUUCCGCACUUCUUCAAACACUUCUGGAACCAUCGAAUGGCUUUGGAUCGUAGAAAUUAUAGACAACUCGUAGACACAACGGUAGAAAUCGCGAACAAAGUUGGCGCAUCGGAAAUUAUAAAUCGCGUGGUAGAUGAUCUGAAAGAUGAAAAUGAACAAUACAGGAAAAUGGUUAUGGAAACUAUUGAAAAAAUAAUGGGUAAUUUGGGGGCUGCAGAUGUUGACUCCCGUUUAGAAGAACAACUCAUAGACGGUAUUUUAUACGCAUUCCAAGAACAGACAACAGAGGAUGUUGUAAUGUUAAAUGGUUUUGGCACUAUCGUGAACACGCUAGGCAAAAGGGUGAAGGCGUAUCUUCCGCAAAUAUGUGGUACGAUAUUGUGGAGAUUAAAUAAUAAGUCUGCAAAAGUCAGGCAACAAGCUGCUGACUUAAUUUCACGAAUUGCCGUUGUCAUGAAAACCUGUCAGGAGGAGAAACUAAUGGGUCAUCUAGGUGUUGUCCUCUACGAGUAUUUAGGUGAAGAAUAUCCUGAAGUAUUAGGAAGCAUUUUAGGUGCGCUGAAAGCUAUCGUUAAUGUUAUAGGAAUGACGAAAAUGACACCACCUAUAAAAGACUUGCUACCACGACUUACUCCUAUAUUGAAAAACAGACAUGAAAAGGUACAAGAAAAUUGUAUCGAUCUUGUAGGUAGAAUUGCGGACAGAGGUCCUGAAUACGUAUCCGCUAGAGAAUGGAUGAGAAUAUGUUUCGAACUUCUAGAAUUACUUAAGGCUCAUAAGAAAGCGAUUAGGAGAGCUACAGUAAAUACCUUCGGUUACAUCGCAAAAGCGAUAGGACCUCAUGAUGUGUUGGCAACACUCUUAAAUAAUCUAAAAGUACAAGAACGUCAAAAUCGCGUGUGUACUACGGUAGCUAUAGCUAUUGUUGCUGAAACUUGUAGUCCAUUCACGGUACUUCCUGCAUUGAUGAACGAAUACAGAGUGCCCGAAUUAAACGUGCAAAACGGUGUUUUAAAAUCUCUGUCCUUCUUAUUUGAAUACAUUGGAGAAAUGGGAAAGGAUUACAUUUACGCUGUUAGUCCACUAUUGGAAGAUGCACUCAUGGACAGGGAUUUAGUACAUAGACAGACCGCAUGCGCUGCCAUUAAGCACAUGGCAUUAGGUGUUUACGGAUUCGGUUGCGAGGAUGCACUGAUUCAUUUAUUAAAUCAUGUAUGGCCCAAUGUGUUUGAAACCUCGCCACAUCUAGUACAAGCAUUUAUGGACGCUGUGGAUGGAUUACGCGUUGCACUUGGGCCAAUUAAAAUAUUACAAUAUACCUUACAGGGAUUAUUCCAUCCGGCGCGAAAAGUACGCGAUGUAUAUUGGAAAAUUUAUAAUUCUCUUUAUAUAGGUGGACAGGAUGCUCUCGUAGCUGGUUAUCCCCGAAUUAUGAAUGAUCCAAAGAAUCAAUAUAUUAGAUAUGAACUGGACUAUGUUUUGUAAUAGUUUAUGCAAAUGAUGUGUACCAUACAUUUAUAUAAUCUUCACGAAAGUUAGGAUCAUUCGCUUAUAAUUGUUUACAAAAUCUGCUAAAUAGUUGUAUGUAAUAUAACACAUAAGAUAGACACUGCAAUGAAAUUUGAGGGUAUUUAUUUCUUGGACUACUCUAAUCAAGUUACACGUAAAUCACGUUCAAUUAAAGACUUGCCCGAUGAUGUGUCAGUCCUUAUACGAAUAAAAAAUUUCAUAUCAUAAACGAUAUCGAAUUCAUUUUGUAACAUUCUUUUCAAUAUCUAUUUGAGUUGUUCCUAUACAAUUGAUUAAUAUAUCAGUAAAAUGGAUAUGUAAUUAUUUUAAUAUCGCACAAAAUAUUUCUAAUUUUAGCAGUGGCGUUUACGAAAAAUUUGAUUAAUGUAUAAUUAAAUAAGGAUAAUGGCAAUGUAUUUUCAAAAAUUUAUUUUUAAUUUCUCAAGACAGUUCAUUAUUUAAUAACGCAUAGUGUGUAAAACGUCCACGCAUUGAACUUAUGUAUGUACAUUACAAUUUUUAAGUAUCAUUGGAGAAUACAGUCAUGGUUGUUUUGCA